Messenger RNA from Apis dorsata (giant honeybee), 2334 nucleotides. RefSeq names its product RAD50-interacting protein 1 (gene Rint1). Bases 90 to 2279 code for a protein of 729 amino acids. Gene Ontology annotation, biological process: endoplasmic reticulum to Golgi vesicle-mediated transport; regulation of ER to Golgi vesicle-mediated transport; retrograde vesicle-mediated transport, Golgi to endoplasmic reticulum. The transcript has 13 exons. Gene Ontology annotation, cellular component: Dsl1/NZR complex. NCBI's taxonomy places the organism in Eukaryota, Metazoa, Arthropoda, Insecta, Hymenoptera, Apidae. The record is from RefSeq and is a predicted model, not a curated record.
UAUAUGUUUCAUAAUAUUAAAUACCAUAACCUUAAAUUAUCAAAUUUCUUAUACAUUUGUUAAAAGAUAUUUAUGAUAGAUAUAACAUUAUGAUAGAUACAAAAGAAACAAUUAUACACAAAUUUAAUACAGAAUUAGGAAAUGAUUUAAGAGGACUUAAUAAAAUAUAUGAAUUUCAUCAAUAUCUUAAUACUCAGAAAAAUGAAAUUCAAAAAUCACUGUCAAUGGCAUCCAGUGAAGCUCCAUCAAAAGUAAAGGCAGUUAUAGAAAAUGUUGAAAAAAUAGAUAUUGAAUUUCAACAAUUACAAAAAGUUUUUACCGAAUUUAGAGAGAACAUACAAGAAACAAUGCAUGAAAAUGAUAAAAGUUUAGAAAUGCAAAAAAUUAUCAAUGUUAUAACUUAUUUAAACAAAUCCUUAUCAUAUUUGAAUUUUAUAAAAUAUGUUGAAAACAUUAGCGAUGAAAUACAAGUAUCUUUAACAAAUGGUGAUGAUGAAUUAACUAUCUCAUUAUAUGUAGAUCUUACAAAUAUUAGUUGUCAAUUAAGAUCAUCAACUUGUCAUUAUCUCCAAAAUUAUGUAAAAGAAACUUUAUAUUUUUGGCAUAAUCUUAUAAAGGAUAAAUUAUCAAAAGAAUAUAAUGAUAUAUUAAAAGGAUUAAAAUGGCCUUUCUGCGGUAAUAAUGCAAGUUCUUUACAUAUUCCUGUACCAGAAAUAUUAAUGAAAUUUAAAAUACUUACAGAAUAUUUACUUCAUUUACAAUUACCAGAAGAAACUGCAAAACCUGUAGUAACAUCAGUGUUAUUAACAGAUUUUACUCCUGUGAGUUUACCAAUUUCAUUAUUGGUACGGCCACUUAGACAAAGAUUUAUAUAUCAUUUCACAGGUUCUAAAUUAACAAAUCGGCAAGAUAAACCUGAAUGGUUUUUUACUCAAAUAUUAACUUGGAUUAAAGAUCAUGUACAAUGGAUACAAAAAAAUGUACAACCUGCUGCAAAUUCAAUAGGUCUUAAUCAUUUAGAUAUGAAGGUAGAAUUUAUGCGAGCUUUGAUACAAUUAGCAGUUGAAAAGCUUCAUUCCGAAUUAUCGAUAGUACAAUAUGAUGAUGCUUUAUUUGCUCAUUUAGUUGAUGAAGCUUUAGGUUUUGAACGAGAAUUGAGAGAAACAUUAUUUUAUCCUUCAACUCAACCAGCUACUGUUUUUGUACUUACACAAGCUCAUAUUUUUGUAAAGUGGAUUAAUAUGGAAAAAAAAUAUGCAACUGAAAAAAUGGAUGCCAUUUUAAGUUCAAAUACAGCUUGGGAAAAAUUAUCGAGUUCUGAUAUUGAUGAUAUGAAAGCAGAUGCUUUUUUAACGCUUCUUUCUACAAUUUCUGAUAGAUAUAAACAUUUACCUCAACCAGGACACAGAUUACAGUUUCUUGAAUUACAAUUAGAAUUAAUUGAUGAUUGGAGAGUUCGAUUACUUCAAUUAUUACAUGAAAAUUAUGAAGAUCCUUUAACAUCUCUUAUGCCAUGUAUUCUUAAUACAUUAUAUUAUGUUGCAACUGUUCUAGAAGAGUGGGGUGUAACAGUGCAUUUUUUGCAAUUAUUCUUUUUUAAGAAACAAUUUGAAGCAGUUGAAACUGCUACAUUAAAAGGAAAUGAUAUAACUAAAAAUAUAGGAGAAAUUGAAGGUUCUGUAUUUGAUGAAGCUGUUGCACUUUUAAGAAGAUUAGAAAAGACAUUAAUAAAUGAAAUUAGCGAUUCCGUAGGUUUAGAUGUAAAAGCAAAGAGUAGAUCAUAUAGAACAGAUAAAUGGUUUGCAAUGCAAUCUACCAAAGAAGUGGUGUCCUUAUCUGUCACACCAACUGGUUAUUCCAUGUUUCAAGAAUUAGCUACGCAACUCAAUUUAUUGCAUAAUACACUUGCUUUACCUUUAUUUGAGCAGGCUUGGAAAAAUUUAGCUUCACAAUUUGAUCAAUUUCUUCUAGAAGAAGUCGUUCUAGUAAAUCAUUUUAAUAUGGGUGGAGCUGAACAAUUACAAUAUGAUAUUUUUAGAAAUCUAUUUCCAUUAUUUGGUUUAUACAUCAAUAAACCUGAAUCAUAUUUUCCAUUGAUUAAAGAAGCAUGUAUUUUAUUAAAUAUCAUGUUAGGUUCUGCAAUAUUACUUGUUGAGGCUCUUAAUAAUAAUGAUGAAAUUAUCACAAAUGAAAUACUAGCAGAUAUCGGUGUUUAUAAAAUGUCUCCUGAACUUGCUUUAAAAGUAAUUGGAACAAGAACAGAUAUAACUUAUGUGUAAAGUGCUUUCUUUAUACUAAUCCAUAAGAAAUUAAAAAUUUAUUUAAUUUUGUAUA